GCUAAGUUUGUCAUAUGAUUUUAAAAGUUCUUGAAUUUCUCCACAACUUCCUCUAAAACUGCUUCAAAUGUCUUGCGUUGCAUAAAUUAUGGUAUCUGAGGGAUUGACAAGAUGAUCCAAUGCACAUAGAAGCUUACAUCUAAUCAAGAUAUCGUCAAUCAGUAGAGAUAAAGAGAAUUUCCAAUAUAUGAUCAGAGUGAAGAUAAAUUUGACUAAUGAUGCUGAAAUCUUGAGGAGGCCAACAUGAAAGGUGUCAUAGUGUUCAGUCAGGAAAAUGUUGAUGUGCUGUUUCUCUGGACAGAUGAUCCAUUUAGACUACACAUCAACAAGCAAGCAGCUAGCAAGGGUAUGAUAGAGACAUCACAAAUAGAGGGAGCCAUUGAUCCUAACAUCCUUGUGCAACUCAUGCUCCCCCUGGUGGCAUCUCAAAUCUCCAUGAUUAACCACCUUAAGAACCCGUAUUCUUCUAUAAGACUUGAGAAUGGCAUUACAUUCAUACUGAAACAGUUUGAAGACCAGAUUUACAUAGGAGUGAAUGGAGAUGACGAUGAAGAUGAGACAAUGAUGCAUCGGAAACUGUUGGUAUUUCAUCGACUUGUGACAUUCCUCUAUGGACCUGAUACAGCAGCAAUUCACCCUGACCACAGCAAUGAGAGGUUGUGCAGAUGGAACUUUCUCUCAGACCUCCUGGAGACCUGGAUACGACUGGCUGAGGAGGAACAAUGCUUCCUUGUAGAGGCCAUAGAGCGUCUUCAUGUAAAUGCCAGUUUGAAUGCGAAGUGCAUAGAACUUCUAGAGACUGUGGUUACUCAGGCAAAGACGAUGGACAGACAAGUUCAACAUGCUUUAUUGCUGGUCAACUGUAAACUAUUGGCACUUUACUCAAUUCGUAACUCCAGUGAGCUCCAGGCUGCAGAUAUCUUACUCAAAAUCUUACUAGUACAGCAGAUGUUCCCUAGACGACGUACUUUGGAGGACCUAUUUUCUGUGUCAUUUCGCAGUCCCCGCCCCCUAUCCAACCAAGCAGAGCACACAGCCCCUGUUGACAUAAAGAAGGUGUAUACAUAUGAGAGUGCCCUUUCAAACAUGGAGAAUUCCAGCACAGAUAGUGAGCAAGAGCAGUAUUUCAGCUCAAGGUCUACUCCAAUGAGCCCAGCCAAGAGAGAAGGUCCCAGUGAUGUGCCGUGGGAGACUGAUGAAGCAAACCCUGAUCAAGCACAUGUCAAGAAGUUAACAACUGAUGUGGCAAAAGAAGACUUCAACGCACUUAAGGCAUCAACACCAACCUCAAAAGGAACCACUCAGGAUCCAAUGAACACAGAUGUAUUGUCUCCCAUCCAUCUGGACACUGAUUCUCUUCAAAUGGCUGACAGCUCAAUAGAUGACGCCACUGCCCUGUCUCCUAGUUACCAGGAUGAUGGAGACUACAAGACCAAGGUUGUGUUUAUCAGGAGCCAGAACUGUCAAUAUUCUCCCCACCAGCUACAUUGUCUCCAUAUUACCCCUGGCAUAGUGUUGGUGCUUGUUAGUGAGAUGCCCCACUGUAAGAAGGCAACUUUGAUCUGUCAGAUGCUGGCAGUGCUGAAGGCCAUACUCCAGGGCAACAGACAUGAUAUUGGAAGUGGUAAACCCGCCUAUGAUAUGAUUGAUAGUAAUAUAAGAAAGCUAAGUGAAGCAUUGAAGAAGGCGAAGGGUUUUGAGAAGAGAUUGCGUGAGCUGUCUGGUCGUUGGGACCUGUGUAAAAAGCAUGGUAUCCUAAUACAUCUGGAAGAAAACAAGGCUGAGAUGAUCCCUGUGCUGGAGAAUAAUGUGAAUGCCACAUAUAAAAGCCUGCUACAAUUAUUCCGGAAACUAUAUCUCAAUUCACCCGCCAACCUUGAUCCAGACUUACACGAUAACAUGUUGUUUAUACAAAAGAUGAUGCAACAACAUCUUCGUGACUACACAGACUACUUGGUUGUCAAGGCUCAAAGGAACAUCACUAUGACAACAUAUCCUUUUUGUUGCACCAUUGAAGUCACUUGGUUAAAAACUGAGUGUGUCAGGUCAUAUCAAGAGGACUUCCCUGGCCUUGUGCACUUUAUAUAUGUUGAUAGAAUGACCAAUCAGAUAACAGUCCCAUCCAUCAAUGUCUCGGCAGAUGAUCCAGAAUCUGACAUGGAGAGGGGAGAUAUGGGGAAAGUGCUCAAGAAAAAGGUAUGGGAGAUGGUUCACUGGAUGCAGAGAAAGUUACAAAAUGGUAUUACAUCAAUGGGGCUCCAAGAGGGGGACUUUCACUACUCAUACUUUGUAUGGUUUGAGGACCCUACAGGUCACAGUCUGAGUGUGCAACAUCCAUUCCAUGGUAAUCCAAAUAGUAUUCCCCCUGGUAUAUUGGCAGGUAACUUCUACAGAGGACUGGUUAGGCAGUGUUUCCCCAGUGCUGUGCAACGGACUGUGCAUUGUUAUGAACUGAUAUGUAUGCAUAUGGGCCAGGUUACACCAGAAUUUGCACUUGAACAAAGCAAAAAGCUCUCCAAUCAUCUAUGGCAGACAUCCGGUGAGGCCCAGGCACCCAUAAGUUUACUCUCCUAGAACUUUAUUGUUAUUAAUAUAAUUCACCAUUGUCCUCAAUUUCUUACCUGAAAACUUAACAGUUUUCCAAAAGCAUAUGAACAUACAAUAAUGUAUGGAUGUCAACAGGAAAACUGUUGCAUUGAGAAUUGUGAGGCUUCUGAUCAGCAGAACUGUUGCAAGGAGAGUUAUCAGGCUUCUAAUGAGCUUAUCUGUACAAUCUAUAUGUAUGGGCACAUAUUUUAUCUUUUGAGGAAUCCAACUCUUGCCAGAGAAGGGGAGAGAAAUAAGUAUAUAGCACGCAAGCAUCAAUUACUUUAAUCUAUCCUAUCCAGUUUGGCCUUACCAUGAGGCGCAGGGAUAGAUUUGACAUGAAAUUGGCAUACCGGUGCUCUGUUUUA
Messenger RNA from Owenia fusiformis, 2954 nucleotides. Lineage: Eukaryota; Metazoa; Annelida; Polychaeta; Sabellida; Oweniidae. The record is from the annotation of a GenBank genome assembly.